This is a messenger RNA of Ctenopharyngodon idella (grass carp), 4929 nucleotides long. RefSeq names its product Cdc42 guanine nucleotide exchange factor (GEF) 9a (gene arhgef9a). NCBI's taxonomy places the organism in Eukaryota, Metazoa, Chordata, Actinopteri, Cypriniformes, Xenocyprididae. Gene Ontology annotation, molecular function: protein binding; guanyl-nucleotide exchange factor activity. The coding region runs from base 1915 to 3150 and encodes 411 amino acids. The transcript has 11 exons. The record is from RefSeq and is a predicted model, not a curated record.
UUGGUCAGUGGGGGCUCUGUAGUGAAUGCCGAGGCAGUAUGGGACCAUGUGACCAUGGCUGACCGGGAGCUGGCCUUCAAGGCGGGUGAUGUCAUCAAGGUGUUGGACGCCUCGAAUAAGGACUGGUGGUGGGGGCAAAUCGAUGACGAGGAGGGCUGGUUUCCUGCCAGCUUUGUCAGGUGGUUGGAUGCUCCCUCAGCGAGAAGGCUGGAUACCAACUAGCAACUCCAGGAUAUAUAGCACACAUUUUGAUUCUGGAAAGCCAUCAGAUGACCAUGCAAGUCCAGACUACAAAAAGGGUUUAAACAAUGUUUUUCAUGCUUGUUCAACAGUUUAAAGGUGGUAGACAAUUAAUGUCACAGUUCCAAUAACUUAGGACAUUAAAGAGACUGUUACUUGUCUGCUACUUUUAAUAUUCAGGGACCCAUUAUUCUAUUUCUGUUCAUCAUAUGUCUGUGAAAUUUAUUCAGUUUAUGUCUCAAUUGUUGAAUCUUUUUAUGUUCAUACAAAUAUUUACACGUGUUAAGAAAUUUGCUGGAAAUAAAAGCAGUUGAAAGUGAGUUUCUUUUUUUUGCUAAGUGUGUGUAUAGGUAUAUAUUGUGUGUGUGUGUGUGUUAUUUUUUAAACACAUUGGGUUUCUGCAAAUGUUUACCCUUACCUUCAAGGACCUAAUAUAACUAUACAGUGUAAUUUAUUUUGCAGUGUUGCUGUAUAUUUAGUAACGGUGCAGCAAACUGAAACCACAGAAUCCAAUUUGAGCUUGUGGUACUUCUGUUUGCUGAAGCUAACAAAUGUAUUCAGUUGAAUUAAGUUUUAAUCUAGUUGAAUUAAGUUUUAAUCUUUAGUCAUUAUGUGUUUGACCAGUUGCUAAUUUUGAACUUACCUCAGAUAUUUUAAAUGAAGUUCAAAACGUAGGUUCAGGUCUCGGGAGGAGCCUAAACAUUCAGUCCUGUCAAUCAUCAUUAUGAGCUUAUAUAAGCAGCAGUCAUUGCGGCGUCCCAGCGACAAUUCUUCUGGCAUCCCUCCACCUCCCCAUCUUCUCUUCUUUCUCUCAUUCUCCCUCCUGUAGUACUGUUAUAGGGGGGUGGACCUCGGAGCUCGAGCCGAGCCUCAAGUUCGAGCCUCUGUCAAGGACAGCAAGCCAAGUUUGUUUACCGUUAACUAUUAAGACUGUAUGGGCAAGUGAACUCGUGAAUGGUACAUCUGAGAAGGAAUAGUGAAUAAAAUAAUUGGAGGUACCCAAGUAAAAGAGAUUGAUAAAUGUUGUAUUAAUGUCACCUGCAAGGGUUAGUUUGAUUUUUGGUGUAAGCUGCUGACACCUUUACACUGUAUCCUCGGUUCUGCUGCGUCUUGUGUUUCUCUUCACUGUUCAGUGAGGUUGAGUCAUGAAGCAUAAAAUGAGACGUCACUUUUCAUUAGAGGACAGGAGAGAAGAACAGACAAAAAAACAAAACAAAAAAGCAGAUUGCUCUGGGAGGAGAGGGUGAGAGAGUAAAAGAGAGAGAGGCUAAAAUAGAUUGGACACUGAGAGGAAGGAAAGAGAAGAUGGAAGUUUAUAUGUGUGCGCAGGUGUGUGUGCAACAUCUGCGUCAUCAACGUUCUUCUGAUUCCUCUAUUUUUUUUUGAACACACAGCCGUAGCAACACGCACAUACACACAUUGUGUACCCGGGCAGCAGGAUCACUAAACUAAGCCUUUCGUUUGAUGAGGAUGAGGACGGACAGCUAGCAAGGCUAAUGCACUGGAAAGUUGCGCUGAGGCAGAGAUUUCUAGUUAUGGGUAAAUCAGGAGGAAAACACAGCGGUGGAGGCUGCCGAAAGCUCCAGCGAGGUGCAGAAUGGCCAUGCGGAGGCCAGUCCGAACCCCAGCACCGACUGUCUGUGUUUGGGCCAGCCCACCCAGAACCGGGACCAGAUGAGGGCCAAUGUCAUCAAUGAGAUCAUGAGCACAGAACGACAUUACAUCAAACACCUGAAGGACAUCUGUGAGGGGUAUCUCCGUCAGUGUAAAAAGAGGCGAGACAUGUUUAAUGAUGACCAGCUGAAAGUGAUAUUUGGAAAUAUUGAAGACAUUUACAGAUUCCAGUUAAGCUUUGUCAGAGACCUGGAGAAACAGUUUAACACGGAAGAACCUCAUCUCAGUGAGAUCGGACCCUGCUUUUUGGAACACCAAGAUGGAUUCUGGAUCUACUCGGAAUACUGUAACAACCACGUUGAUGCCUGCAUGGAGCUCACACGUCUCAUGCGAGACGCACGAUACCAGCACUUCUUUGAAGCGUGUCGAUUGGUCCAGCAGAUGAUCGACAUCGCCAUUGAUGGCUACCUGCUCACACCAGUCCAGAAAAUCUGCAAAUACCCUCUACAGCUGGCAGAGUUACUGAAAUACACAGUACAAGAACACAGUGAUUAUCGGUACGUGGCUGCUGCGCUAGCUGUAAUGAGAAAUGUCACUCAGCAAAUCAACGAACGCAAACGAAGGCUUGAGAACAUUGACAAAAUCGCCCAGUGGCAGGCCUCUGUUCUGGACUGGGAGGGUGAGGAUAUUCUGGACAGGAGCUCAGAGCUUGUGUACACUGGGGAGAUGUCCUGGAUAUAUCAACCAUACGGACGCAGCCAAACCAGAAUCUUCUUCCUAUUUGAUCAUCAGAUGGUUCUCUGCAAGAAGGAUCUCAUUCGUCGUGAUAUUCUGUACUAUAAGGGCCGGAUUGAAAUGGAUCGAUAUGAGGUCAUUGAUGCAAUCGAUGGCCGCGAUGAUGAUUUUAACGUUAGCGUGAAGAAUGCAUUCAAACUGGCCAACAGAGACACAGACGAGAUCCAUUUGUUCUUGCCCAAAAAGCUGGAGGAGAAAAUCCGUUGGCUUCGGGCGUUUCAAGAGGAAAGAAAGAUGGUCCAGGAAGAUGAGAAGAUUGGGUUUGAAAUCUCUGAGUAUCAGAAGAGGCAAGCCGCCAUGACCGUUAGGAGAGUCACCAAACAAAAAGGUGUGGGCCGGUCGGUCCCCCCAGCGUACCCACCACCUUUGGACCCCAUGAACCCCGGGCAGUACCUCCUCCCUGACGGCUACGGGCAGGCAGAUGGAUAUGAAUACGAGCCCAAACGCAGCACAUCACCCUUCUGGCAGAACUUCAGUCGGUUAGCUCCCUUUAAAAAAUAGUACACACAUCCACGAGGGGUUGGAUACACCGGCCUCUGUAUACUUGGAAAAGCACUAUUCUACUUAAGAUACAUCUGUGGGACUUGAGGAGGACUGACACGACACACAAACUACAGGAGAGAGGACAGACCUUGCUUUACUGGGGUUUACCAGGCGUAUUUCUUUUACUGGGGUUACAGGGACACCACGCCGGGCUGGCUGCACUGAAUUCUGCACACGACAUGUUGUAAUUCACAGAAAAGAAAUUCACGCAAACACACACACACAUGCAAAACAUACACAUUUUAUCCCUCAGCACUCUCUUUUUAGAGAGGUUUUAAAUUAUGAAAUAAGAAAAAUCACCUAUGGUUUCUUCUCUACACAAAGCGACGGAAAGCAAAUUUUCACCUUUUAAAGCACUAAACCACCGUAAUGACUCUUGCUCUCUAGUGCCGCCCUGGUGUUCCUCCGUGCACUGUGACUAUUCGGGGCAUUCUCUCUCACCCAAUCUCUCUUUUUCUCUCUCGAUCUCAUACUCCACAUUAUCACGUGUUUUUCCAACAGUUUCGCGUCUGGUCAAAGCUGAAGAUUUUUUUUCCUGGACAAUUUCUCCUUGGAUGGAACCUGCUGCACUCUUUAGUUUGUUUUGCAUGAGAUUCAGUUCAUUGCAGGUAUUUUAAUUUGUGUAAUUCUAUCCAUACGGGUCUCAAAAAAAGUGGAUCAUGAUCUGCAAAUUUGUCACGCAAGUUGCUUAAACCGAUCACGGUCUACUGGAAAAAUGGAUAUCGGAACAACUUUGACAUUCAGAGAAACCUACAAUCAAUCAAGUUUAAAGUCGUUUUGGUUUGGUGGAGCUUUUGGGUACCCUGAGAAAACUACAGACCAGAGAAACCUGAAGGAGGAACUGUUUUGCUCUGAACAGUGGACCUCUGUAGCGUGUUUACGUCAGAGCCUUGUUUAUCCUGAGGUCUCGGUUUUGGCUUUAUCAUUGUUUCCUCUCUCCUAUCCGACAGAUGACCGAAAAACCUGAUCAGUUGUUAAAAAGUAAUAAUUCCACCUCUGAGCCCGUCUUCAUUUUAUGGGGAAUGAUACUCGGACCAGGACGACUUUAAUCCUGCUGAUCAACCUCGUAAUGACAUGCCAAUUCAUCUCUAACGUGCCAAAAUAGUCUGGUUGCCAAAUUUUCCUAUAACAGGUGCAUUGGCAUGUGCGAAUGCCAACCCCAUGAGCUGGUACCCCGCCAUGUGACUUCUCAGGCGAAAAUUAAGUCAAUUAAAUUUGGUUAUCGCUGCUAGGAUUAGCAUGACAUAGCGUUUCAGUUUUUUUAUUUUUUAUUUAUUUGGUUGUUUUUGGUUCUCUCUCUAUAUAUACAGUAUAUAUAUAUUUAUUUUUUCCCAACUUAAAGGGACUUGUGCAAAAUUUAAUUUAUGGUAUAUUCGGGUUUUGUCUGAUAACUUUCAAAGGAUAGUAUUUAGUCCAAUCACAAUAUUUAAAGUAUUGCUAUAAAACAUUAUUUAUUCUAUUAUAGUGUGAUUUUCUUUUUUUCCAUCUUGAUCCUCUCUAUAUAUUUUAGAGCUUCUGCUGGAGUGUUAAAGACCCUAUUAGGGCAUAAAAAAUGUAAGAGGACAGUAUGGAAGAAAUAUGUCACACAUGUGUACUAAGUGCCACAUGAAACUAUUAUUAUGUUACAAAGGAAAAUAUCAGUUUAAUAUUUUUGAUUCGGUGAUAUGAUUGAAAUAAGAACAUUAUAUCAUUAUUUCAUAAUAAACUUCAUUAUGGAGAAAACAGAGUUGAACUGAA